Molecule: messenger RNA, 760 nt
Organism: Notechis scutatus (mainland tiger snake)
Lineage: Eukaryota; Metazoa; Chordata; Lepidosauria; Squamata; Elapidae
Source: RefSeq, a predicted model, not a curated record
CCUUUACAACUCUAGCAAGCAAGGUGGUAAAAGGGGACAAAACUCACUUCACAAAUGUUCCACUUAGCAACGUAAACUUUUGGUCUCCUUAGUGGUCAUAACUCGAGGACUGCCUGUGUAUUUUCCAACAGGCAGGGUCUCAUAGUGGCUUUUCUUUGUUCCCUCCACCAGAUGUCCCAGUUUAUCGUGCAAUGCCUGAACCCCUAUCGCAAACCCGAUUGCAAAGUGGGGCGCAUCACCACAACAGAAGACUUCAAGCACCUGGCACGCAAGCUCACCCAUGGCGUGAUGAACAAGGAGCUGAAAUACUGCAAGACGCCGGAAGACCUGGAAUGCAACGAGAACGUCAAACACAAAACGAAGGAAUACAUCAAGAAAUACAUGCAGAAAUUCGGCACCGUGUACAAACCCAAAGAAGACACCGACAUGGAGUAGGAAGGGUAUAUAUAUAUAUAUAGUUUUUAGGGGCUUGACCCUCUGCUUUUCCUGGGCAGAGUUCACACCGUUAUGGGCCUGAAUACACGAAACACACAUAUUUUGGCCAACACAAACGUCUCCUUUCCAAGCUGAAUCCGGAGACCAGAGUAGCAGAAACAGGGGCGAGUUCAAAUUGUUUGCACAGCCCCCACUGGCUCACAAGCACCUCACUUUGCAAGAGCCCCCAAAACUGACCACAGGGCGGUGCUUCCCUUGCGCAACGCAACGCGCGAGUCCAUUCCCCUCCCCCCCACUGAGGUCUGUAUAAUAUUCUUAUGUGAAU